Aspergillus luchuensis is the source of this 501-nucleotide messenger RNA. Its product is annotated as putative integral membrane protein. The transcript has a single exon. The record is from RefSeq and is a predicted model, not a curated record. The coding region runs from base 1 to 501 and encodes 166 amino acids. NCBI's taxonomy places the organism in Eukaryota, Fungi, Ascomycota, Eurotiomycetes, Eurotiales, Aspergillaceae.
AUGGCCUCCGGACUCAUCCUCAACCCCCACAACCUUCUCCGCGCCGCUCCCCUCAUCUCAUCUACCUGCACUCUCUGGUUCGCAUUCGACCAAGACCUCGUCCUGAAUGUCUUCCUGCACCCGGACCACCGUCCCCGCAGUAACGAGAUCUUACCAUCCUAUUUCCGCGUGCUCUUCCGCCGCGGCGUCGUCCGCGUCCUAGGCCUCCUGGCCAUCUCCAUGGCGGGAGGCGGAUACAACAUUCUAAAGGACCGUCGAUCAGGGGUAGUCGCGGGCCUCCGAUCAUCCUUGUCGUGGUAUGUAGCCGGCACAGCACUCGCCGCUAGUCAUCUGCUUUAUGUGCCUGUUAUUGCUCCCAAGGUGUUGGCCAUCAUGGAGGAUGAGUCGAAGGGUUCCUCGACGGAGGAUCUGGAGGGUUGGUUGACGAUUCAUCGGGUGAGGACUUGGACGGUGGAUUUUGCGGCGUGGGCUUGUUUUGCGGUUGGGGUGGGGUUGGCGUAG